AUGCCGAUGCUUUCCAGACGUGGGGACAGCGAGGGUGACAACCACUACGCCUCCUGUAGCACUCUGGGUCAGGUCUCACCCAGUUCGGUCCGGGCUUCUUCCAUCAAAGGGCUCUAUUACCAAAGGGCCCGGAAAGUCGUCCAUCCAGACCAGUUCCUGACCGUUGACCUUAAAAGGGAGAUCAUCGUCAACGUGGGUGGGAACAAGUACCUUCUCCCCUGGAGCACGCUGGAUGAGUUCCCCCUGACCCGGCUGAGCCGGCUGAAAUUCUGCCGGAACGUGGAGGAGAUCGCCGAGCUCUGCGAUGACUACGACGAAGACAGCCAGGAGUUUUUCUUCGACAGGAGCCCCAGCGCUUUCGGGAUGAUCGUCAGCUUUCUGGCGGCGGGAAAGCUGGUGCUUCUGCGGGAGAUGUGCGCCCUGUCUUUUAAGGAGGAACUGAGAUACUGGGGGAUCGAGGAGUCCAACCUGGAGAAGUGCUGCUUGCGCAAGCUCCGACAGAAGCUGGAAGAGCUGGCCGAGAUCCAGAAGGAAGAAGAGCUGCACCGGCAGAAGGAGGCUACCGGCGUCUGCACGGAGGACACCCGAUGGGGGCUCUUCAUGAGCCACCUCCGCGAUAUGGUGGAGAACCCUCAAUCGGGCCUUCCCGGGAAGGUGUUCGCCUGCCUCUCGGUCCUCUUCGUGGCCACGACGGCCAUAAGUCUCUGUGUCAGCACCAUGCCGGACCUGAGGGCCGAAGAAGACAGGGGUGAAUGUUCUCAGAAGUGCUAUUACAUUUUCAUCAUCGAGAGCAUCUGCGUUGCCUGGUUCUCCCUGGAGUUCUGCCUGCGCUUUAUCCAGGCCAGGAACAAGUGCCAGUUCUUCCAAGGCCCCCUGAACAUCAUUGACAUCAUGGCUAUUUCCCCUUAUUACGUGUCACUCUUUGUGUCGGACGAAGCCCAAGGGGAGAGUGAGAAGUCCAGUGGCAACAGCUACUUGGAGAAGGUGGGCCUGGUCCUGCGCAUCCUGCGGGCCUUGCGCAUCCUGUACGUGAUGCGGCUGGCCAGGCACUCCCUGGGCCUGCAGACCCUCGGCCUCACGGUGCGCCGCUGCACCCGGGAAUUUGGCCUUCUCCUGCUCUUCCUCUGCGUCGCCGUCACCCUUUUUUCCCCUUUAGUCUACGUGGCCGAGAACGAGUCAGGGAGGGUGCUCGAGUUUACCAGCAUCCCGGCUUCCUACUGGUGGGCCAUCAUCUCCAUGACCACGGUGGGCUACGGGGACAUGGUGCCCCGGAGUGUCCCUGGACAAGUGGUUGCCCUGAGCAGCAUCCUGAGUGGGAUACUGAUCAUGGCCUUCCCAGCCACGUCCAUCUUUCAUACUUUCUCUCAUUCUUAUCUAGAACUGAAGAAGGAACAGGAGAGGCUGCAGGCCCGGCUCAGCCGCAUACAAAACACCACCCCGCCCAAUGAGCCUGUCCUGGGGGAAACAGAGAACCUACUUUGA
Messenger RNA from Antechinus flavipes (yellow-footed antechinus), 1482 nucleotides. It is a transcript of the gene KCNG4, whose product is annotated as potassium voltage-gated channel modifier subfamily G member 4. Gene Ontology annotation, molecular function: delayed rectifier potassium channel activity. Gene Ontology annotation, cellular component: voltage-gated potassium channel complex; membrane. Lineage: Eukaryota; Metazoa; Chordata; Mammalia; Dasyuromorphia; Dasyuridae. Gene Ontology annotation, biological process: protein homooligomerization; potassium ion transmembrane transport. The transcript is spliced from 2 exons. Bases 1 to 1482 code for a protein of 493 amino acids. The record is from RefSeq and is a predicted model, not a curated record.